Dunckerocampus dactyliophorus (ringed pipefish) is the source of this 2136-nucleotide messenger RNA. It is a transcript of the gene mat1a, whose product is annotated as methionine adenosyltransferase I, alpha. Bases 193 to 1356 code for a protein of 387 amino acids. Lineage: Eukaryota; Metazoa; Chordata; Actinopteri; Syngnathiformes; Syngnathidae. The transcript has 10 exons. Gene Ontology annotation, cellular component: cytosol. Gene Ontology annotation, molecular function: methionine adenosyltransferase activity; ATP binding. Gene Ontology annotation, biological process: S-adenosylmethionine biosynthetic process. The record is from RefSeq and is a predicted model, not a curated record.
CUCAGACGUGGAGUUUAGUAGCACAGACGGCUGCAGGCCCCCCCACACACACACAAAAAAAGCCAAGCAGGAAUACCAGUGCACAGAAGAAGAGAUCUCCGCCUGGACGUGCUCGCCUGUGGGAAGUGAGGAACCCUUUCACAACUCCUCCUCCUCCGCCUCUUUCUGCCCCCCGAAAGAAAAAAAAGAAAAAUGGGUGAUCUGCCGGAGGACGGCUCGUUCAUGUUCACGUCGGAGUCUGUGGGAGAGGGACAUCCAGACAAGAUUUGCGACCAGAUCAGCGACGCCGUCCUGGACGCGCACCUCAAGCAGGACCCCGAUGCCAAAGUGGCGUGUGAGACGGUGUGUAAGACGGGCAUGGUGCUGCUCUGUGGAGAGAUCACGUCCCGGGCCAACGUGGACUACCAGACGGUGGUGAGGGACGCCAUCAAACACAUCGGCUACGACAACUCAGAUAAAGGUUUCGACUACAAGACGUGUAACGUUCUGGUGGCUCUGGAGCAGCAGAGCCCAGACAUCGCUCAGGGGGUCCAUGUGGAUCGCAGAGAGGAGGACAUUGGUGCUGGAGACCAGGGUCUGAUGUUCGGCUACGCCACCGACGAGACAGAGGAGUGCAUGCCUCUCACCAUCGUCUUAGCCCACAAACUCAACUCAAAGAUGGCAGAGCUCAGACGCAACGGGACCAUCCCUUGGCUGCGCCCAGACUCCAAAACCCAGGUGACGGUGCAUUACGACCAGAAAGACGGCGCCGUGAUCCCCAGGAGGGUCCACACCAUCGUCAUCUCCGUGCAACACGACGACUACAUCUCUCUGGAAGAGCAGAAGAAGGUCCUCAAGGAGAAGGUGAUCAACGCUGUGGUGCCCGCCAAGUACUUGGACGACAAGACCAUCUACCACCUGCAACCCAGCGGCCGCUUCGUCAUCGGAGGACCUCAGGGAGACGCCGGCGUCACGGGCCGUAAGAUCAUCGUGGACACGUACGGAGGCUGGGGCGCUCACGGGGGCGGAGCUUUCUCAGGCAAAGACUUCUCCAAAGUGGACCGUUCGGCCGCUUACGCCGCUCGCUGGGUGGCCAAGUCUCUGGUCAAGGCCAAGCUGUGCAGGAGGGUUCUGGUCCAGGUGUCCUACGCCAUCGGGGUGGCUCAUCCUCUGUCCAUCUCGUUGUUCACCUACGGCUCGUCCAAUAAAACGGAGUCAGAGCUGCUCCACAUCGUCAACAAGAACUUUGACCUGAGGCCAGGAGUCAUUGUCAGGGAACUGCAGCUGAAGAGGCCCAUCUACCAGCAGACGGCCACCUACGGCCACUUCGGUCGGGCAGAGUUUAGUUGGGAGAUUCCCAAAAAGCUCAUUGUGUAAAAUAAACACAAGCUACAAAGAAAUCAACCAACCAAAGUUGUCCGGGGCUGAGAGAGAAGGCGAGGAAACGUAAUGUGAAGAACAUCUCAUGGGAACAAGAAGAGCAAACAUUGCCGGGACUUCCAUCUUAUCUUCCAUCCUAUUCAAUUGUCGCUUGCUGCUUUUUCCUUUUUCCUCCCGUUUCAAAUAAAUGUCCAAUCACAAAUCUCCACCACCUCAAGGAAUGUUUCGAUCCCCGAUUCCCGCUAAACCAAAGCCGCGUCACCACUCUGCUCAACAAACAGGUCAACAAAACACGGGGAGUUGGGGGGGGGGCGUCCAGUGUCACACGCGUGUUACAGUCACGUAAAAUGUCCACGAGCCAUGUGUCUUCACUUUUGCUGCCUUAUUUUCCUAACUACUGCUUGCCGAGUGCCUUAAUACGUCUUCUCUUUGUCUGUAGCGCACUUCUCCGCCCCUCCCAUCUCCUCUUCACGUCAUACAGGCUGCUUUCUGUGUCGUGGUCCUUUGCCUUCGAAGCAAACGCACAAAUACAAGUUCAUUUGAAGAGCCAAAGCGCGUUUUAGCGGGCAUUACGACUUUUUCCAAUGUCUUAAUUACACAGAAAGCAGUGAAUUAAUUCCUCGGUGCUGAGCCUUCAUCAACAGCGAGUGUUGUUGUUUUUAAGAAUAUUCCUUGACGAGGUGUGUUGAUCCGUGUCCUUUAUGCUGUCAUCUUGUGUUGGCAAAUAAGUGGACAGUGUAAAUAAUUAAACACAGGAAAUUAAAGAUAUCAAUUGAA